UUGAAAUAUGUCGUCUGUGUUUGUGGUCAGUGAAGAGUCCAAACGAUAUAUCAAAAAUUUUCUUGGCACAAACGACAAAAACGUCAAACGAGAUAUUGAGAUAAUCAAAAUUUGGAUUCGGCAGCAAAGCCACUUGCCAGAAAUCGAAGUUUUUCCAGAUGAAUUUUUGGAAAGAGUUCUACUGCAAUGUAAAUUUAGAAUCGAGGAAUCAAAAUCGAAAAUUGAAAAUUAUUGCACGUUAAGGGCAGCUUUUCCUGAAUUGUAUCAGAACUAUGAAAAUGUAGUUUCUUCGAACAUGUCUAUAAGUUGGAUCCAUAUGCCAAAUAUGUUACCAAAUUACGAAAGGUUGCUUAUAAUGAGAAUGGAGAAUCCGAAUCCAGAACAGUUCGUUUAUUUGGAUUCGAAUAAGUGUGCACUUGUAACGCAAGAACUUUUUCUCCGAUACGAUUAUAAUAUUGGAAUCAGAGCUAUUUUAGAUUUAGGUGGAUUCACUAUGAAUCACGUUAAAAGAAUCAAUAUCAAUGACUUUAUUAAAGCCGUCAAAUUGUAUAUGGGAGCAUAUUCAGGAAGAGUUCGAGGAAUUCAUGUGGUUAACUAUCCAGUAUAUUUUGGGAUUUUACUAAAAACAUUCAAGGCGUUGAUAAAACCAGAUGAGAGAGAAAAGAUAUCCUUCCACGAUACUAUUGAGGACAUCUUCAAAUUAGUGCCUCAAAAGUAUUGGCCAAAGGAAUAUGGUGGUGAAGUUGGAACUAUUGCAGAAUUGAGGAAAAACAUGGAUAAUGACAUAAGAAACAACAUUGAUUAUUUACAAAUGUGUGGUAAGAGAAUUUGUAAAGAGCAAAAGCGCAUUGUGGAGGUGCGGAAAAGUGAAAUGUUCGGCGAAUACGGUACAUUCAAAAACUUGAACCUAGACUAAAUAAUAGAUAUAAUAUAUAGAUAAUGAAUUGUAAGUAACAAAUACAGUAAUUGUUUUAAACUUGUAAUCUGGUGUAUAAAUUAGAAAUAAAUUUGAAUAUGA
Molecule: messenger RNA, 1018 nt
Organism: Aethina tumida (small hive beetle)
Lineage: Eukaryota; Metazoa; Arthropoda; Insecta; Coleoptera; Nitidulidae
Product: alpha-tocopherol transfer protein-like
Exons: 6
Coding region: 8-916 (302 amino acids)
Cellular component (GO): membrane
Molecular function (GO): phosphatidylinositol bisphosphate binding
Source: RefSeq, a predicted model, not a curated record